Tuber melanosporum (Perigord truffle) is the source of this 727-nucleotide messenger RNA. RefSeq lists its product as uncharacterized. The record is from RefSeq and is a predicted model, not a curated record. Bases 37 to 333 code for a protein of 98 amino acids. Gene Ontology annotation, molecular function: calcium ion binding; enzyme regulator activity. Lineage: Eukaryota; Fungi; Ascomycota; Pezizomycetes; Pezizales; Tuberaceae. The transcript is spliced from 4 exons. Gene Ontology annotation, biological process: spindle pole body organization. Gene Ontology annotation, cellular component: central plaque of spindle pole body.
UUGGGACAGAACCCUUCCGAGUCCGAGCUUCAGGACAUGAUCAAUGAGGUCGAUGCCGAUAACAAUGGCACCAUUGAUUUCCCUGAGUUCCUUACUAUGAUGGCUAGGAAGAUGAAGGACACCGACAGCGAGGAGGAAAUUCGGGAAGCCUUCAAGGUUUUUGAUCGUGACAACAAUGGCUUUAUCUCUGCUGCCGAGUUGAGACAUGUCAUGACCUCCAUUGGCGAGAAACUGACAGACGACGAGGUUGACGAGAUGAUCAGGGAGGCAGAUCAGGACGGUGAUGGCAGGAUCGACUACAACGAGUUUGUCCAGCUCAUGAUGCAGAAAUAAGUGGACGAUUGUUAGUCGGUAGAAACGAAACUAUGGAAGUAGAUAUGAAGUCGUGAGAGUAUGGGUUAGGGUUAUGCCAGCAUUGUUUUUGACUCUAACUUUCACUAGCCCCUGCUUUCAUCCAACUCAUGCUCACUCUUCAUAUUUCGUUGUAGCGUUGGCGCCCUUUAGUGUUUUGCCAUAUACUUGUUUCUGAACGUUUUCCUCGCUCCGUCUCGUGGUGUUUUUGUUUCUUUCUUACACCUAUAAGUUUCCCCCCCUAAGGUAUUCCCAUAUUGUGUACGUUUCUUUGCGUGACACUGUGACUCUAUCAUAGGGACUGAAUGGCAGGGGUGUUUUCGGAUCGUAAUCCCGCUUGACGAAAGCCAUUUUGAAGCAAAAAAGGUGCAUAAUA